Messenger RNA from Nilaparvata lugens (brown planthopper), 804 nucleotides. RefSeq lists its product as uncharacterized. The coding region runs from base 133 to 744 and encodes 203 amino acids. NCBI's taxonomy places the organism in Eukaryota, Metazoa, Arthropoda, Insecta, Hemiptera, Delphacidae. The record is from RefSeq and is a predicted model, not a curated record. The transcript has 4 exons.
AACCAAUGAUUGGAUAGUGAGAGCUUUAAUAAUAAUUUAUCGGGAUUUGCAUAUGGAUGAAACCUAUGAAUGCCUAAAUCUAUUCACCUAUGAAUGAAAUCUUUGUGAAAGUUGUGAAACAACUUGUUGAUUAUGCCUUCUCCAAAGAUCACCCAUUCACUUUGUUUUAUACUUUUUGUGAUUAGUGCAAGUCUCUGCUUUGAGCUAUUGGGGAUUAACACUGGACAAAAGGGAUCACUUCAAUGGGAUAUCAAUCUCAAACGUGUAGAGAAAUGUAAAAACCCAGGAACACAGCAAAUCGUCACAGACUUGCGUUUGAAGAGAAUUUCAAGGACACGAAUUGACUUGGAGGGCAACAUCACGUUCAAAAUUGAUUAUGGGGAUAACAUUAAGAUUGUGGUAGAUCUGAGUACUUGGGGAAAUGGGGGUUGGAAGAAUAAUGCCUACAGAUUUACCAUAAAAAGAGCUUGCAAUGAGUUUUCAGUAUUUGAAGCUCUCCUCAGAGAAAUACGAAGAAGAACUGGAAUGAAUUCGUGUCCAAUACGAAAGGGAAGAUAUGAGCUGAAAAGUCUCGAUACUAGGAUUCUCAACAAUCUCUCCAUCCCAUUCUACACCAUACCCACUCUAUGGAAGCUGACUUUCUCCCAUUAUUUGACGGCUGAGAACAAACUACUCGAUUGUAAAAUGUUCAUCGCAGAAAGCAAAGUGAAGCAAUUGAAUGAACAUCAUGCUGACGAUGAAUGAUAAUAAUAUGAUGAAUCAAGACAACAAGUCUCACCUCUUAGUCACCACAGGGAUUUUCAA